Saimiri boliviensis boliviensis (Bolivian squirrel monkey) is the source of this 4475-nucleotide messenger RNA. RefSeq names its product armadillo repeat containing 5 (gene ARMC5). NCBI's taxonomy places the organism in Eukaryota, Metazoa, Chordata, Mammalia, Primates, Cebidae. Gene Ontology annotation, molecular function: protein binding. The record is from RefSeq and is a predicted model, not a curated record. Gene Ontology annotation, biological process: anatomical structure morphogenesis. Gene Ontology annotation, cellular component: cytosol.
CACAUAAGCAUCAGGCUUCCGGUCUGUGUGACUGUGCUGGUGCCGCAGCAGAUUCCAACUAUGCACAAAACUCUUGCUAUAAAAAAGGCACUUAGAGGUCUUUUCACCCGUGUGGAGCGCUAAUGCUACAACAAGUUGGAGCUAAGGCUGAGGCUCUUGCAGCAGUCCCCUGAGCAGUAAGGCUUUUAGCCGGUGUGUGCGCGCUGGUGCUGGAUCAGGUUGGAGCGGAGGCUGAAAGUCUUCCCACAUUCGGCACAGCUGCAGGGCUGAAGCAACGGCCACACUCCGGGCACGGGUAUGGUUUUUCACUGGUGUGUACCCGCUGGUGCUUAACCAGAUCACAGCCACGUCGGAAGCUUUUGCCAUACUUCGCACAAUGGUAAGACUUGCCUUGGUGGUGAAUGAAGCCGGGGAGGCAGGCUGUGGUCAGCCCACACUUCUCGGCACUCGCAGGGUUUGGGGCUUGUAGACGGCUGCUGUUGGCAAAAGCUUCUUCCUCCCCAGGGUCCGAGCUUGACCAUUUUCCGGGUGGGGAGCUGCCCCGGCCACACCCGGAAGGGCCGCUCAGGCGGAGCCACCUCGCACUCCAGGGGUGACCUGGGGGCUCCCCGGGAUGCGAACGUCCCGCUCCUCCGCUGCUCCGCCCCGUCUGGAUUCUGCCUCGCCACUUCUGGCGCCGCCGACUGCACCGCGGGUGAAGAGCGCCCCAUUUCCUAGACGCCAGCUACUGAGCUCACAAGCACGCCCAGAGCGGAGGACACUCGGGACCCUGGGGUCCAGCUCCGGAAACGGAAAAUUCCACAAGCCCAUGUCACUCUAGGAAGCGGCAACAAACGGUCUCGGUAGGUUUAACCCUCUCCUUCCCCUGACCGAGCAAGGGCUCCCCAUCUGCCGAGCGGUCACGACCCAACACUUUUCAACCUGGCUCGGGGUUAUCGGAGUCCGUCCCAGGGGAGGGCCCCGCCACCGCUGGGGGGCAGCGAAGCGAGCCUGGAGGAGGAAAGGCGGUCACCGUCAAGCGCACGCCGAGGGCGGAGCACGACACGAAGGCUCCGUGGUCGGACGUCAGGGCUGCCUGGAGGCCCCAGCCCACCUGGAGGGCCCUGAAGAGUCUCCAGCGCGUCCCGAGGUAGGCGUGCGAGGCUGGGCGCGGAACACACCUCCCGCAUGCUCCGCCCCCGUGUCCCACGUCGCGCAGCGACUAGGUUACCGCAGUGCUUCCUGUGCAAGGACAGACUUCCUGGUUCGAGAACUACAACUUCCGACUCGCACAGCUGCGGCGACGUUAUUUAAACAGCGUCAGCAAGGCGCUGCCCAGCGACUCCCCUGUCUUCCAGUUCCGCUCCCUGGGAUCUGCGGCGAGAGGCGGGGCGGAGUUUGAGGCCCGAGCCAAGAUGGCGGCUGCGAAGCCAACCCUCACGGACUCGCUCUCGUUCUGCCUCGCGCAGCUCACGGCGGCGACCGGGGAGGGACUGGGUGGGGAAAAGGACCCAGCUACCAACGAGACACCCCUGGGCUGCGCGCUCCUAGCCCUCCGCACUCGCCACAUCAAGGCAGCAGGGGGAAUCGAGCGCUUCCGGGCACGCGGCGGGCUCCGCCCCCUUCUCGCGCUGCUACGGCGAGCGGCUGCAUCGGGUCCCGCCCCGUCCCAGGAUGGCCCCGGCUCCGCCCCCUCGUCGGUCGCGUCAGCAGCUUCUAGCCCCGCCCCCGCAUCGGGCCCCGCCCCCUCCGCUGUGUCGUCGACUCCUUCGCCACCAGUGCGCCUGCGCAAGACGCUGGACUUGGCGCUCAGCAUCCUAGCCGACUGCUGUACGGAAGGGGCGUGCCGGGCCGAAGUGCGCAGACUCGGAGGUAUCCUCCCGCUGGUGACCAUUCUUCAGUGCAUGAAGACAGACAGCAUCCAGAACCGGACGGCCCGUGCCCUGGGGAACUUAGCCAUGGAACCUGAGAGCUGUGGGGACAUCCACUCUGCUGGUGCUGUUCCCCUGCUCGUGGAGAGCCUGACAGCCUGCCAGGACUCACUGUGCCUGCAGAACGUGGUGCGUGCCCUCCGCAACCUGGCGGACUCACCCCAGCACCGCCUGGCCCUGGCACAGCAGGGAGCAGUGCGCCCGCUGGCUGAGCUCCUGGCCACUGCCCCAGACGCUGCACUGACUUCAGCCCUUGUCCGUGCCCUCCUGGAACUCAGCCGAGGCUGCUCCCGGGCCUGUGCUGAGCAGCUUAGUCUGGGCGGGGGACUGGGCCCACUCGUCAGCCUGGCUUCCCACCCCAAACGGGUAAUACGUGAGGCAACCAUUCUGACCCUCGCCAACCUGUGUGCCCAGGGCUUGAUUCGUCCUGCACUGGGCAAUGCUGGUGGGGUGGAGGUGCUGGUACGUGAGCUCCGGCAGCGCCGGGGUCCCAGUGGAGCCAGCCCAGCCUCCCAACAGCCCCUGGUGCGGGCCGUGUGCCUCCUGUGUCGCGAGGCCAUCAACCGGGCGCGGCUGCGGGAUGCUGGUGGCUUGGAUCUGCUGAUAGGCCUGCUGCGGGACCCUCGUGCCAGCGCAUGGCACCCUCGUAUCGUGGCUGCCCUUGUGGGCUUUCUCUAUGACACUGGGGCCCUGGGCCGGCUUCAGGCUCUGGGACUUGUGCCUCUCCUGGCUGGGCAGCUGUGUGGUGAGGCUGGCGAGGAGGAAGAAGAGGGAAGGGAAGCUGCUUCCUGGGACUUCCCUGAGGAGCGGACCCCUGAGCGGGCGCAGGGUGGAAGCUUCCGGAGCCUCAGGUCAUGGCUGAUCUCCGAGGGCUACGCUGCCGGCCCUGAUGACAUCUCCCCUGACUGGUCUCCUGAGCAGUGUCCUCCGCGGGAGCCCGCAGAGCCGGCCAGCCCCGCCCCCAGCCCAACCUCCCUGCGGGCACCUCGCACCCAGCGCACUCCAGGCCGCAGCCCAGCCACCGCCAUUGAGGAGCCUUGGGGACGCGAGGGGCCGGCCCUGCUGCUGCUAUCACGCUUUUCCCAGGCCCCUGACCCCAGCGGGGCACUGGUGACCGGCCCGGCCCUGUGUGGCCUGCUGACCUAUGUGACCGGGGCACCGGGUCCGCCCAGUCCACGCGCACUGCGCAUCCUGUCGCGCCUCACCUGCAACCCCGCCUGCCUCGAGGCCUUCGUGCGCAGCUAUGGCGCCGCGCUGCUGCGGGCCUGGCUGGUGCUCGGGGUCGCGCCGGACGACUGGCCAGCACCGCGUGCCCGGCCCGCUCUUCACAGCCGGCACCGAGAGCUGGGGGAGAGGCUACUGCAGAACCUGACGGUUCAGGCCGAGUCGCCCUUCGGGGUCGGGGCCCUGACGCACCUGCUGCUCUCCGGGAGCCCUGAGGACCGAGUGGCCUGUGCGCUGACCCUGCCCUUCAUCUGCCGGAAGCCCUCUCUGUGGCGCCGGCUGCUCCUGGAGCAGGGUGGCCUCCGCCUCCUCCUCGCAGCGCUGACCCGGCCGGCCCCACACCCGCUCUUCCUCUUCUUUGCGGCGGACUCCCUAUCCUGCCUCCAAGGCCUGGUGUCUCCCACUCUGAGCCCAGCGCUCCCACCGGCAGUCCCCAUGGACCUAGACCCACCGUCCCCUUGCCUCUACGAACCUCUGCUGGGCCCAGCUCCUGUCCCAGCUCCCGACCUGCACUUCCUGCUGGACUCAGGCCUCCAGCUCCCCGCCCAGCGAGCGGCCUCGGCCACCGCCUCCCCUUUCUUCCGGGCCCUGCUGUCGGGCAGCUUUGCUGAAGCCCAGAUGGACCUGGUGCCCCUGCGAGGCCUGUCGCCUGGCGCAGCCUGGCCUGUCCUGCAUCAUUUGCACGGUUGUCGGGGCUGCGGGGCUGCCCUGGGGCCCGUGCCCCCGCCAGGCCAGCCCCUGCUGGGCUCAGAGGCCGAGGAGGCGCUGGAGGCCGCUGGCCGUUUUCUGCUGCCUGGGCUGGAGGAGGAGCUGGAAGAGGCCGUGGGCCGCAUCCACCUGGGACCCCAGGGUGGCCCGGAGUCAGUGGGUGAGGUGUUCCGCCUGGGCCGGCCCCGGCUGGCUGCCCACUGUGCGCGCUGGACACUGGGGCCAGAGAAGUGCCCAAGGAAGCGGGCCCUGGCCCUGGUGGGGCUUGUGGAGGCAGCAGGUGAAGAGGCAGGGCCCCUGACAGAGGCUUUACUGGCUGUGGUGAUGGGGAUUGAAUUGGGGGCAAGGGUCCCAGCCUAGACUGUUGACAUCCCCUUGAGAAGGGGACCCAAGGAUGAAUUGGCUGUGAAGGAGCCUCCCUGAGAUUGCCAAGGGAGGAGGCUGAGCAGAAGGCGUCGUCAUGGAAGAGUGGUGAGAACGUGGAAGCGGACCCCAGGAUGAUGGUCUGAAGACCCAGGAGGAGAAGCCAAGGCCAGGGUCCGGGCGUGGGGCCCACAGAAGCAGAACAGCCCAGGGCCCCAGGUGCCCGGCCCAGCCCUCUGGAGUUGAGAUUAAAAACUUUGGAGCUGGAUA